AUGGUGUCCGACGCGAUUAAGGCUGCCCUCAUCACGGGUGCCUGUACUGUUGCUGCAGCGAUAAUAACCACACUAGGUAAUGGAGUCACGCGAUGCCUCGGCAAGAAUCGGGCCGCAACCCGAUCUGGCCGUAGUUCUGUCGGGGUUUUUCUAUUUUGGCGAGGCUCUUCGCCGGGAGCCAACCCUCAGAAAGAUCCUGAUCCCGAGCUGGGUCUUGGGGAGAACGAUGUGCCAAUGGAAGACUUGACAAGAUGGCGAUCCGCUCCUCAUUAA
This is a messenger RNA of Penicillium samsonianum, 273 nucleotides long. RefSeq lists its product as uncharacterized. Lineage: Eukaryota; Fungi; Ascomycota; Eurotiomycetes; Eurotiales; Aspergillaceae. The transcript has a single exon. The record is from RefSeq and is a predicted model, not a curated record. Bases 1 to 273 code for a protein of 90 amino acids.